GCCAAUCGGCGUUACCUGCCGCGUACACAUGUCAGAUUGAUCGAAUUUGAAAGAGGUAUCGGGCACCGGUCGGCAUCGGCUCGCAUCGGCUCGUCGUCGUAGGUAAAUUUCGAGGCGGCCAAGCUGGACUUUCACGUAGGAUGAGUGCUUGAACGCUUGAGAUGAUCCGAUCGUUCGCGCCGAGUCAAAGGGGGAAACGGCCUUUGCUCCUGGACAUACCUGAGGAGGUCGCGGAGUUGACCCUGUUUGAAAGUUGCUCGCAGGAACCGAAGAGAAGAAUCAAGAAUGUCAAAGACAUACGGAUACCGGAACACAAAGCUGUUUCUCUUUCUGACAAUGGCAUCUGCACGAUGCAGAAGAUAGUGUCCGAGCACGAAGAGAGAGUGAGGAGGCUACUCAGCAAACCCUUUCAAAUACCGAUACCUGGUUACCAAUUGUCUGGACGAGUUCUUGGAUUACGUCUGCCAGGGCCACGCAGGCCUUUGCACGAUCCUGACGAGCCAAAUGCCUUAAUCGUGUACUCGCCGCCAGAAUUGUCGGAGCACGAUAGAUUGAAGAUCGACCCGUGCAAACAACUGGUGCACGUAGUUGUAGAUCCUAUAUUGUGCAAUGUGUUGCGGCCGCAUCAGCGCGAGGGUGUGAAAUUUAUGUACGAGUGUGUAACGGGCAAACGUAUAGAAGACGCAUACGGCUGCAUCAUGGCGGACGAAAUGGGUCUUGGUAAAACACUACAGUGCAUAACUCUGCUGUGGACGUUGUUGAAGCAAGGUCCGGAGGCUAAGCCGCUGAUAGAGAAGGCGAUUAUAGUCGCGCCCAGCUCUCUGGUGAAGAAUUGGUACAACGAGAUUAACAAGUGGUUGAAUAACAUGGUCAACGUCCUCGCCAUCGACGGUGGCAAGAAGGCAGACAUUGACACAAAUCUCACGCGUUUCAUGAAGACUUAUGGCAGAUGCGUGACGCCCAUCCUCAUCAUAAGUUACGAGACGUUUCGCUUACACGCACACGUCCUGCAUCAGGACGAAGUGGGCCUCGUGCUGUGCGACGAGGGUCACCGUUUAAAGAAUUCCGAGAAUCAAACGUAUCAAUCCCUAAUGGGCCUGAGAGCCAAGAGGAGAGUAUUGCUCAGCGGAACGCCCAUACAGAAUGAUCUUUUGGAGUACUUUUCCCUCGUGCACUUUGUUAAUCAGGGACUAUUGGGAACUGCGCAGGAAUUCCGAAGGAAGUUCGAGACGCCGAUAUUACGUGGUCAAGACGCGGCUGCGACAGACAACGAGCGUCAACUCGCUGGAGAACGUUUGUCCGAGUUGGUGUCUAUUGUUAAUAAAUGUCUCAUCAGACGCACUAGCGCAUUGCUGUCGAAAUAUUUGCCACUGAAGCACGAGCUCGUGGUGUGCAUAAAGAUGGGAGAGCUACAAACGCGUCUCUACAAAAAUUUCAUACAGAGUGACAGUAUAAAAAGAUCUGUGGAAGAGACCGAUAAUCCUAAAAAGGGAGGCAGUCUGUCCGCUUUGGCUGCCAUAACGCUCUUAAAGAAACUAUGCAAUCAUCCAGACUUGAUAUACGAUAAGAUCAUGGAAAGGGCAGAGGGGUUUGAGAAAGCUGCGUCGUUGCUGCCGCCAAAUUACUCGACAAAAGUGCUGCUACCAGAAUUGUCGGGCAAACUGAUGGUUCUGGAUUGCCUACUGGCGUCCAUUAAGACCACGACGAAAGAUAAAAUAGUAUUAGUGUCCAAUUACACGCAGACUCUCGAUUUGUUCGAGAAACUCUGCCACAAACGUGGCUACAAUUACGUGAGGCUCGACGGUACGAUGACGAUUAAGAAACGAGCGAAAGUGGUCGACAAUUUUAACAGUGAGAACAGCAACGAUUUCAUCUUCAUGCUCAGCUCGAAGGCCGGUGGAUGCGGCUUGAAUCUCAUCGGUGCGAAUCGUCUCGUCAUGUUCGAUCCGGACUGGAACCCCGCAAACGACGACCAAGCGAUGGCCAGAGUGUGGAGGGACGGUCAGAAGAAGCCGUGUUUCGUCUACCGUUUUCUUUCCACUGGAACGAUAGAGGAGAAAAUAUUUCAGAGACAAGCCCAUAAGAAAGCGUUGAGUUCGGCCGUGGUCGAUCAAGAGGACGACGUGGCGAGGCAUUUCACCAUAAACGAUCUGCGCGAUUUGUUCAAGUUGGAGGAGAACACGGUUUCUGAUACGCACGCAAAGUUCAAAUGCAAACGUUGUAUCAAUGGUAUCGAAGUGAGGGGUCCGUCGGAGCAAUCCGACUGCAAUUCCGAUCUGUCCGACUGGCGACACUCGCACAAUCCGCGGCAUUUACCGGACAUACCGUUACGACAGUGUUGGCCUAGCGGCAUUUCGUUUGUUUUCCAUCAUCGCUCACACGAACAAGUAAAAUGACUCUUAUCUUGUGACGACUCCGUUUGGAAAUUUUGUACUCCUGAGUUUGUUAUCGGCGACGUUGAUAAGAAUUGUUGCAGUCAAAUUGUCUUCCUACGAAACUCAUUUCCACGAAAUACGAUAAUUUUCCUUUCUUGAAAAUAGAAACGUGACUAGUCCAGAAUUUUACUUAGAUACAUAUACAUUUUUUUGUAACUCACGUCUCUUGCAUUUGUAAUUCAAUUGGCUUUGCACAAAGAGAUCGUCGCAUUUUUCCUAGAAACGCAAUUCACGACAAUACAUGUGUGCCUUACGUUUUUAGCUUUAGAUAGAAGGAGAUGUGCAUAUAUUUAUUGUCUUUCUCUAGAUGUAUAAACUUGUACACAAUAGAAUAUGUAUUUUUAGGAUCUCAAGUUAAUAAGAAAUGUUGCAUUUAUAUAGAAAUUAAAAUAAAUUUUUGUUACAUGCCGC
Vollenhovia emeryi is the source of this 2846-nucleotide messenger RNA. RefSeq names its product DNA repair and recombination protein RAD54-like (gene okr). Gene Ontology annotation, cellular component: nucleus. Gene Ontology annotation, molecular function: DNA translocase activity; ATP-dependent chromatin remodeler activity; ATP binding. Gene Ontology annotation, biological process: double-strand break repair via synthesis-dependent strand annealing; reciprocal meiotic recombination. The transcript has 10 exons. NCBI's taxonomy places the organism in Eukaryota, Metazoa, Arthropoda, Insecta, Hymenoptera, Formicidae. The record is from RefSeq and is a predicted model, not a curated record. The coding region runs from base 162 to 2396 and encodes 744 amino acids.